Messenger RNA from Macadamia integrifolia, 4589 nucleotides. Its product is annotated as protein SUPPRESSOR OF GENE SILENCING 3-like. Lineage: Eukaryota; Viridiplantae; Streptophyta; Magnoliopsida; Proteales; Proteaceae. The transcript has 5 exons. Bases 2332 to 4380 code for a protein of 682 amino acids. The record is from RefSeq and is a predicted model, not a curated record. Gene Ontology annotation, biological process: regulatory ncRNA-mediated gene silencing; defense response to virus.
CCCAUCAGCAGCCCAAAUCGUGGGCUGACUUGGACCAGAUUUGGGUCGACCCAAUCAACCACUUGGGUCAACCUUGGUCUUGGUUCUCCUUGUGUAAACCCUUGUUGGUACUGCAUCAUCUUCAAGCUUUGAUUGGCAUCUAAUUGUGCUUCAUAUUCAUGAAAUAAACUCUCAUACUGCACUUCCUAAUUCAGCUUUGAUUGACAUCUUAUUGUGCUUCAUAUUCAUGAAAAUAAACUCCCAUACUGCACUUCCUAGUUCAGUUUUUAACUUUUUAUUAAUUUAAGUUUUUGUUAAAGAGUGUUCAUGAUAGGCGGAGUGUCCCAAUCGUGCUAUGAGUUGAGACUUAGAGUUAGAGUCUUAGUAGGUUUUCUAUCAAGACUCUACUUAUUGGAUUAUAAAUAAAGAUGAGCACCACUAUAGCCAAUUACACAAAACUAUCUGAUGUAAGACUAGAUCACAAAGGACCUAAUCCCAAGCAGACUCUGAAAAAUCUGGCUAAAUAGGGAUAAAUAUGAGAUCUCACAAACCAUAGCUUAGAUGGAGCUGAAACUUGGCGUAGAUGAAGGUCCUCUAUGGGUCAACAAGUUCUCAAAGAUGAGACAAUUUUGGUGGUUGAACUGAGAGUUAUGCUGUUGACAUGAAUUAGGAAACUUUUGACAAUUUUCGAUAUGUUGAGAUUUCAGCCUCCAAUGAACCUCAAAUUUGGACCAAAGGUCCCUCGUGUGAUGCCUGACUAUCCUUCAAAAGAUGACCCUCAACAGAUGGCUUAGGAAGUUAUGCUCGAAGAAUGAAAAAGGAGACUUUAUGGAAGUUCUGUAGCAAUAGCAGCAGUUACAGGCCUUGGUUGGCCUUCAAACUAGGGUCGAAGGUAUCCCUUGGUGGCCUCAACAAAACCCUAAAAGAGGUCAACUAAUGGCUGGCUGGGCUGAGAGAUAUUGAAGAAAUCGAUCAGGCAGCAAAACCCUGACAGAUCCAAUUGGUUAUGUCCUCUUAAGCUGAUUAUGGUAUAUGAUCUGUAGGUGCUUUGGGUCUUCAAAUAGUCUGUAGGGCAACCAUCUUUUGGAGCUAGAGUCGAAGAUUAUUGCAGAGCGUGGCUUGAGGUCUUUUGGAGCUUCAGAAGUAGAUUACUGUAGGGAAUUAGCUGAACCUCAACUAAUGUUCGUCUUACUCUAUUCUUCCUCGCCCCUUCUAUCCAAAUCCUUCCAAAAGAAAGGAUUAGCCAUCCUUUAGAUGCCCUUGCACAAUGUCGAGAGCUGAAGCAAUUGCCUGAAAUUGACAUAUUUGGCAACGGAACUCCAUUUCUGUGUGCUCGCUUUUGCAUUUCUACAUAUUUUUCUGAUGGUUCUUUCUGUAUAGCUUUUCAUGAUAUAUGAUCACAUAUAAGAUUUCUGAGGGAUUAUUGAUGUGGCUUUCAAGAUUAUCAGCAUUUUGGACUUUUUCAUAGAAUAUCUGUAUUUGAUAUGAUUCAACUCUUAGUAUGAAUAAAUACAGUGGGUGUGUUCUGCUUUAAGUAUUGUAUGUGAUGAAAAACAAAAUUGUUUGUUCAUUGCUGGGAAUAUAGAUGCUUUCUCUUAUUUCCCCCAGAAAGGAUACUCUUCUUCGAAUAUUUUGGAUUUUAGCUUGAAAUCUGAAUUUGGUUUCAUUGGGACAUGAUUAUGCUACAGUGCAUGACUGAUGGCUGAAAUUCUUCAAAUCCAGUUUAAUUUUGCUCUUUUGAUUCUUGUUUUAAGGUUCAGCGUAUUACAUUCUGAAUUUGUUUCAUGUUGAGGUAAACACAUUUUUUUUUUUUUGAAAAUGACCUCAAUUUCAGGUAUAGUAGCAGUAUAAUAUUGAAGCUUUUGAGUGUGCCCACUGUUUUUGUGCUUUUUACUGCAUGCUUGUCUGUUACACCUGUCAGUUGACUAUGAGAACAGUACACACCAGCAAUGGAUUACUGACCCCCAAACACCCCCCAAAGAAAAAAAGACUGGUAAAGAUAGAACAUGUGGGGAAUGUGAUCCAGCAUUAACAGUUGCCACUUGGCGGUCUCUGUGUGGUGCUCUGAAGAUUUUAUAUUUUUGUAUCAUAUAUUUGCUGUCCAAAAUAACGAUACAAUAAAGAGGGUUAAAAUCAUGUUAUGAUGGACUUUUAGUAGGGGAUAUCUUCCUGAUGGAAGUAAUCCAGUAUUCCAGUUGAUGUGUUCCUAUUCUGUGUAUGGCCUUUUGUGCUGGUCUGCUGUUGGUAUUGUGUCCUGGUAUAAAGUAGUUGGAAUCUUACGUGUUUCUUGAACAAUUUAGUCGUUCAGAACUUUCUUUUGAUAUUUUUAGCAAUAUACACUCGAACAAAACUAUGCAGAUACUUUGCAAUACUGAAAUGAACUCAAAAAGGGGAGGUGGCAAGCAAUCCCUUGUUGGUAAUGUUAGUUCAUCGACCAAAGGUAAAAAUGUGAGCCCUCGGUAUGGGCAGCCAUCGGGAGGCUCUGGUUCUGCUAACAACAGCCCCAAGGUGGACCAGCUGAGUCAUGAUGUCGCAGAUAUCAGCCUGGAUAAUGCAGAAGAUGGUGAGUGGGAGGUUUGUGCAAGGAAGUCCAAGAACCGAGGAGGAACUGGUGCAAAAGCAAAACCAUGGAGCCCUCAGAGCCCUGGUCCUAAAGCGUGGGGCCAACCAGAUACAGCACAGAAGCUUGGCCUGGCCAGUAAUGGUGGAAAAGGUAGGAGUCCUGGUGGUGCGUGGCAGACACAGGUUGCUGAACCUAGGAGACCAGCUGCUGGAUGGGGAAACCCAAAGGCCAAUUCAUCUAAUAGAGGAUGGGAGAAUGCUUACGUGGCACCACUUCCUUAUGUACCUCCUCCUUUACCACAUGGAUGGCAAUGGGCCAAUCGAGCUGGUGGACAACAGAGGGCGUCAGAAGAUCAGGGAAUUGAUGACACCUCUAAACUUCAUGCAGGAUCUGCUGGGGAAGACAAUUAUGGGUCUGAUAUGAGUUCUCAUCAUCAUCCCAUUGAUGUUGAUGAUGAUGAUGAUGAUAUACUAAGUGAUGAUUAUGAUUCUGAUGAAAGCGAAAAAAGCCAUGAGACACUCAAGAAGAGCAAGUGGUUCAAGGUAUUCUUUGAUGCCUUGGACAAUUUGACCAUUGAACAAAUAAAUGAACCGAUGAGGCAGUGGCACUGUCCAGCGUGCAAAGGUGGCCCAGGUGGUAUUGACUGGUACCGAGGCCUGCAGCCCUUGCUUACCCAUGCAAAGACAAAAGGAGUGACAAGGGUGAAGCUCCAUCGCCAAUUUGCUGAAUUGUUGGAUGAGGAGCUCGGCAGUAGGGGAACUUCAGUUAUACCAGCUGGGGAAGCUUAUGGCAAAUGGAAAGGCCUGCAACAGACAGUUACUGAUAAGGAGAUAGUCUGGCCACCUAUAGUUAUCAUUAUGAACACGAGACUUGAGCAGGAUGAGAAUGACAAGUGGAUAGGAAUGGGAAAUCAGGAGCUUCUUGAUUAUUUUAGUUCAUAUGCGGCAGUCAAGGCUCGGCAUUCCUAUGGUCCUCAAGGGCACCGAGGAAUGAGUGUACUAAUAUUUGAGAGCUCUGCAAUGGGCUAUGUAGAGGCUGAGCGCCUGGAUGAACAUUUUCGCAAAGAAGGAACACAUAGGGAAGCUUGGGAGCGUCAUCGGGUGCUUUUCUCUGCGGGUGGUGAACGUCAGCUGUAUGGUUUUAUGGCAUGCAAAGAAGACUUGGACAUCUUCAACCAACAUUCUCAUGGCAAGGCGAAGCUGAAAUUUGAAAUAAAAUCCUACCAAGAAAAGGUUGUGGGCCCAAUGAAGCAAAUGAGUGAAGAUAAUCAGCAAUUGAUCUAUUUUAAAAACGAGGUGGUGAAAGAACAAAGACAUUCAAAGGCUCUAGAGGAAUCAUUUGGGGUAUUGAACGAUAAGCUGCGGAAGACUGUUGAAGAUAACCGCAUAGUGAGGCAAAGAACAAAAGUGCAGCAUGAACAAAACAAAGAAGAGAUGGACAACCAAGAGAAUUUUUUCAAGGAUCAAGUCAGCUUUAUUCAACAAUCUCUAGAGGAGAAGGAGAGAAACUUUGAGACGCAACUGCAGGUAGAACGUCAGAAAAUGAAGGAAUCAAAUAUGAAUUCCACAUCCAAAGAGGACCAGAAACUAAGGGGAGAGGAGAUGGCAAGAUUCAUCCAAGCCCAGGAAAAGGGUGUGGAAGAGUUUGAGGCAGAGAGAGAAAAGCUCAUAAGAUUGCAUGAGACCAAGAAGGCUGGGAUGAAGAAGAGGCAUUACGAAGAGGAGAUUGGGCUGGAAAAGGAAUUUGAAACUGUAAUGACUGAACUGAUGUCCAAAUACACUCCAGGUCACUCCAAGGAAGUCAAUGCCAGCAAAUCUCAGGUGUGCUGCGAUAUAUGAUGGGAACUGCUCUCACAGGAUGCAUCCCAGAAACUAGUACUCAUAAUAGCUCAGAAUAAGAGUGAACAUAUAGUUUUCUGUCUUUUUUUCUCUUUUACAUAGAACAGUUUUUACUGUGAAUAUGAUGUACAAAAAAGAAAGCAUAGUUUUGAAAACAAGCAUCAUUGGCUGGGGACAUGAAUGAAAGUUAUUUGCCUUGUUUGUAGGAA